Aspergillus homomorphus CBS 101889 is the source of this 988-nucleotide messenger RNA. RefSeq lists its product as uncharacterized. The record is from RefSeq and is a predicted model, not a curated record. Bases 278 to 832 code for a protein of 184 amino acids. NCBI's taxonomy places the organism in Eukaryota, Fungi, Ascomycota, Eurotiomycetes, Eurotiales, Aspergillaceae. The transcript has a single exon.
CAAGGAAGCAGCAGCCCUUACUGUAAGAGUGAAAGUCUAAAACCCUGUCUGUCUGUCUGUCUCUGCCUAUGUCUGCCUGUCUCUCUACCUGUCGGGACCUGCCUGUCUACUGUCUCUGCCUGGGGAACACGGUAAAGUACCGUCCUUCGCGUAAGGAUGCUUCGUCCGGGUCGAAGUCCUACUAGCCCCGAGCCAGCCUUUGUCCCAUGAGGGGUAGACUAUUCUUGUGCAUUAUUCUUCUGCUGCUGCUUUGCUCCCCUAUUGACCGACCGAUUCAAUGUUAAGCAUACGAUCGCAAGUCUUUUUGACGUUGCGAACCAAGCUGAGGAAUAGUGGAGGAUUUACUUCCUUUGCUUUGCAGUCGGUACCAAAGGAAUCAAUUCGUCUUUGUUCACUGAUAGUCUGUCUGUCUAUAUGGAUGUAUGUAUGUACGGGGGGAAACAUGAUACCUGAUCUGUCUGUGAUGGCGGCUUCUCGACACUCAUUCUCUCCCUUUCCUUUCUUCUUCCCAUCCAAGACCACAGUAGUGCACCCUCACCAAAGCCUAAGCCCAAGCCUAAGUCUAAGCCUGCAACGCCAACCAGUCCCAAACUUCCAUCCCCCCCAGCACCCGCGCUCCGUUGGUGGACUGCUGGGUGGGGUGAUCUCCGUGCUCACCAGCCAGUGUUUGCCAGCAAUUGCCCUCCCUGAUUCAGGCCAGGAACACCUCCGGUCCUUGGCCCCGGCUGCUCUUCUCUCUUCGUGGCCUCUCAUCCUGAUGCUACAACCAGUCCUACCAAGUUUCCUUACAUGCCUUGAAACCCAUGUCAAAUGUCAAGAUAAAUUAGUUUGAAACCAAUCACCUAUUAAGUGGCCAUUAAUCAAGUCCGGACGGACUUGCUUGCGUGUUGCGCCACCCUCUUCUGCAACCGAAUCAUUCUCAUCCAGAUGAUCCCCAUGAGAGCGGUCUACACACAUGCGACACACGCAUUGUCUAUUGUAUAAUAGC